Messenger RNA from Kockovaella imperatae, 2054 nucleotides. RefSeq lists its product as hypothetical. The transcript has 8 exons. Bases 127 to 1866 code for a protein of 579 amino acids. Gene Ontology annotation, molecular function: metallocarboxypeptidase activity. The record is from RefSeq and is a predicted model, not a curated record. Lineage: Eukaryota; Fungi; Basidiomycota; Tremellomycetes; Tremellales; Cuniculitremaceae. Gene Ontology annotation, cellular component: fungal-type vacuole lumen.
GGAUCGUCCAGCCGUUUCAUGACGUUCAUACAGCUAGCUAGCUAACAACAGAGUCGGCUGAUAACUUCAGUUCUUCAAGUUCAAAUACAGUAGUGCCAUUUCGUAGGUUGAGGAUUCUGGAGCGCCAUGGCGGAAAAACAUCCUUCGUAUCAUAAUCUCCCGGAUCGCACACCGAUUCGACAGCGAGGUGGACUGGGUCUUUCAUCUACUGUUCUCCUGGCCGCGGUGGUGUUCCUCUUGGGGAAUAGCCUACCUAAAAUAAGCUGGAUAUCGAUCCCAGGUGUCUCUGAGGCUCUCAAUAAAGAACCGAGCACGAAGUAUUCAGUAUCCGAUCUGACCGCUGCCAAAUGCCCUCCUCAACCUCCACUCUUGGACAAGGGAUCCGACUGGAAUCCAAUGACCGACGACGCUUUCAUUGAACUCGCCUCGAAGCGACUUUCCAAAGCUGUACAGAUAGACACCGUUUCUUUCGAUAACAUGCCGAUGGACGCUUCCGACUCUGCCUUCGAUAAGCACUACAAGUUGUCUGAAUGGCUGGAAUCCGAAUACCCAAACCUCUUCAAAGCGCCCCUCAAGCACGAAUACGUCAACACCCAUGGACACUUGUUCACCUGGGAGGGUACGGAUUCCAAGCUAAAACCUAUCCUGUUGAUGGCUCAUACCGACACGGUACCCGUUCUACCCGCCACGCUGGACCAGUGGACUUUUGAGCCUUGGUCAGGGAGGAUCGAGUCUGAUGUCCUGCCUGACACACCAGGCAAGUGGAUCUGGGGAAGAGGUUCAAGCGACUGCAAGAACCAGCUACUAGGCACUUUCAACGCUGUGGAGAGGCUUGUGCAAGAAGGCUACAAGCCAGAGCGGACCAUUCUGAUUGCGAAUGGGUUUGAUGAAGAGGUUGGCGGUUUCCGUGGGGCACAAUCGAUAUCAAAGGUCAUGCAAGAUCGUUAUGGCCCUAAUUCCAUCGCUUUCGCUCUGGACGAAGGAUUUUCAGGCAUCUCAACUGAGUAUGGGGCCAGUGUGGCAUCUUUCGGCAUGGCCGAGAAAGGAGCGAUCAACGUGGUCAUCAGAGUCGAAAAUCCAGGGGGUCAUUCCAGUGUCCCACCGGAACACACCGGUAUCGGAGUCAUGUCUCUCAUCCUCACCGCUUUGGAAGCACACCCGUUCCGACCUGAGUUGAACCCAAUGGGACCCUUCAUCAAGCACCUCUCGUGUCUUGCUGAUCUAGCCCCGGAUGCUCCAUCAAAGCUGAAGAAGGACCUCAAGAAUCCCAAGAAGUGGGACAAAAUGGCUCGGGAUCUGGCUGGAGGUGACCGGAUCAUGAAUAGUUACUUGGCUACUACACAAGCGAUCGAUAUCAUUGGCGGUGGUGUCAAGAUCAACGCUUUGCCAGAAUAUGUCGAAGCCCAGGUCAAUUCUCGGAUUUCGUUCACCUCAUCAGUUGACGAGACACUUGAGCACCUGGUGGAGAUCAUCAAACCGGUUGUGGAUUCGUUGAAUUACACCUUUUCCCCCUUUGACAAUUCGAGGAAAUCAUCAAUUCGCCAUGUCAGUCUCGAGCUCGAUGGCAGAGGCCGCCUGGAGCCCGCUCCGAUCACCUCGGCUGAGGAUCCGAGCUUUGAGCUGAUGGGAGGUACGACGAAAGCGGUAUUUGGAAAAGAUACUUUGAUUACCCCGACCGGGAUGUACGCCAAUACCGAUACCCGCAUGAUGUGGAAUCUCACCACGAAUCUCUACCGAUUCACCCCAUCUGUCAUGAGCGACUUCCAUGUCCACACCGUGGACGAGAGAAUGCCUUUGGACGGCCAUCUCAAUACUACAAGAUUCAUCUACAAACUCAUCAAGAAUUCGGAAGGGUGGAGAGACUGAGUCAUUUGAUGAUGGCAUCGCUGUGCUAGCGCAUCCCCGCGUAUCGCCGAUGCAGUGCUCUCUUCAGUCUUUUGAUAGGAAGGAGAAGCGCUUGUAUGUAAAUCAGAGGCAAAAAUAGUAUUGGGUGCAGAGUACUUUAGAACGGACCAGCUGUGUUCGCAUUGAGAGAUGUCAAUCCCUAGUUGAAG